Messenger RNA from Tricharina praecox, 1253 nucleotides. Its product is annotated as histidine phosphatase superfamily. NCBI's taxonomy places the organism in Eukaryota, Fungi, Ascomycota, Pezizomycetes, Pezizales, Pyronemataceae. The transcript has 4 exons. The record is from RefSeq and is a predicted model, not a curated record. The coding region runs from base 131 to 1111 and encodes 326 amino acids.
CACCUCUAUGUACCCCGCCACCAAACAAAGCCCCACCACGACCUCUACAACAACAAUCAAAACCUUCCAGCAACUUCAUCAACCCCAUCACUGAAUCCCCAAACCCGCAACCCCGCAACCACCAUUCAAAAUGCUUGAGACGAUUUACGUAGCGCGCCACGGCUUCCGCAGCAACUGGACGACCGACAACGACGGCAACUACUCGGCCACGAUCACGUCGCCGACCGGCAUCGCCUCGGACCCGCCACUAGCCGCCUACGGCGUCGAGCAAGCCCACGAGCUAGCCACCUACGCUGCCAGCGUCGACCCCAAGAUCGAGCGCAUCUACUCGAGCCCGUUCUACCGCUGCCUGGAGACGAUCAACCCUCUCGCCGAGAUCCUCGACCUGCCCAUCCUCUGCGACAACGGCAUCGGCGAGUGGUACGGCGUAGCGCGCUUCGACCACCCCUCCCCCGCAGCACCCGAGAUCCUGCACCGCUUCUUCCCGCGCGUGCGCACCAGCUACGACCCCACCAUCAUCCCGAGCACCAAGGGCGAGACGCUGAGCGAGAUCCACAACCGCACGGCAUAUGCGUGCGCCAAGAUCAUUAGCGACAUCGACCGCGAGUGGAAGGAGACGGGCACCGGGCCGCGCGCGAUCCUGCUCGUGGCUCAUGCCGCCACGAAUAUCGCUAUCGGACGGGUGUUGACUGGUGACGAAAACCGUGAAAUCCGCGCCGGCACGUGCAGCAUGAGCAUCUACCGUCGGCGGGCGACGACGACACCACCAGCGCCGAACGCGCUCCCGCUCCCGUCGACCGAGGACCCAAUUCCGGACACGAACUGGCGUGGCGGCAAGGGCGUAGUCGGCGGGUGGGACCAGAUCCAGAACGGCGACUGCUCGUUCCUCAAGAACGGCGAGGAGCGGAAUUGGUGGUUCGAGGGCGACGAGAGCUGGGAUUUCCCCGUCGUCAAGGAGGGCACCGCGGGUGUGGAGGGCGGCUUGACGGCGGCGAUCGAGGGCGGGUUGACGGAGGGCGCUAUUGGUGGGCCUGGUACACUGCCUGAGGCGGGAAAGGCCGAGGAUACCGCCCACAUGCAUAAGGUCGAGAAGCAGCGGAGCAAUAUCUGAUACUACUCCUACUCUACGCUACGUGCGCUGCGCUGGGUUUACGGUUGCUUCAUCACUACUUGAAUCUGCUUCUUCUUGUUGCUUGCUGGAAGCGUUUGUUUUGAUUGUAAAAGUUUCACGAUAGACCUCUGGACGAAUUUGA